Messenger RNA from Paramecium tetraurelia, 1167 nucleotides. RefSeq lists its product as uncharacterized. NCBI's taxonomy places the organism in Eukaryota, Ciliophora, Oligohymenophorea, Peniculida, Parameciidae. The transcript has 5 exons. The record is from RefSeq and is a predicted model, not a curated record.
AUGGAAUAAAUACAGACCAUAUAAUCCUAUUAUGAUUCACUCAUAAAAGAAUUGGAGAAGAAGUUUGAAGAAAAGCUAUCAUAACUCAACAAAAGGUAUCACGUGAUGGAAACAUAUCUGAAACAAAAGAUAAAAUUGCUUGAAGCAGGGAAGCAUUAAAGAUCAGAAGAUUUGGAAAAAGUAAAAUUGAAAGCCAAAAUAUUCUCACUUGAAAAACAGUUAUAACAACUAGAAUCCAGAGACAAUAUCCUGCAUCGACCAGAUUCAAAGUCCUCUGAAUCUUAAGCCCCAUAGGAAGUAUUUUUGAGUGUAUUAGAUUCCGUGUUUAAAUAAUUGGGGAAUAAUUUUGAAUACCCUUAUUUCCUCUAUCCAUAAAUCGACAGUCUCAUUCCCAAUUUAAUCGAAAUCUUACCCACAUCACUCAACUUAUUGUCAGACAUGACUUUUUUGCUCUAUAAAACAAAAUUUUAUAGUCAUUUUUUAGCGAUCCCUCACAAUAAAUAAUUACAGGAUGACAGAAUCAAAUUAAAAAGCAUAGAAUAACACGUUAACGAAAUCAUGUUUUGUGGUGGUUGUCAUUAGAACUUUGAGAUUUGUUUCAAUCCUCAAACAGAAGAGUGGAAGAAGAAGGCUUUGGAAAAAGAAAUCGACAAACCUGUUGUCCAGCCUCACACUUUAUAAUUAACUCAAAGUUCAGUCAUCUAGAAUUACAUUAUCAAGGCUGCAAAAUAAAAAUUGGAAUCCAGUUAUACUAAAGUGAUCAGAGACAACAACUAAAUUCAUCACUUGAACUUUUCCCAAUAGCUCAAAUAGAAACAUGUUUUAUUCGAAAGAUUGAAUUGUGUCAUACUCACUUUUAUUCUGUCCUUCACCAAAGAUAAUAUAAUCUAUGCCUUAAAUAAUAUCACUUAAGAUUUAAAAAUAGAUAAUCAAAUAUUGCUUUAGUAAUUAAUUUAGUAGAUUUAAAAGAAAGAUCUCGAUAUGUUGAUCCUAUAUAAAUUGAAAGACUACGGAUUCGAUAUUGAAUUGCAAUACUCUAGUGUCAAUUUCAUCUAAGAACUAAAUAGCAAAGGAAUUAAGCUUCCCUUAUCCGAAUAGUACUUAAAGGAACAAAAAAAAACUGGAAUUGAUAAAGAGUUGAUUUAGAUGAUCCAAUAAUUAGAAUGA